Molecule: messenger RNA, 1104 nt
Organism: Sporothrix brasiliensis 5110
Lineage: Eukaryota; Fungi; Ascomycota; Sordariomycetes; Ophiostomatales; Ophiostomataceae
Exons: 1
Coding region: 1-1104 (367 amino acids)
Source: RefSeq, a predicted model, not a curated record
AUGAGCUCGCGGUCGGGGUCAGGAUCUAGCCAUCGUACGGGCAGUUCGAGUUCGCGUUCGCGUUCUGGCGGCAGCUCGAGCUCGACGUUGGGCCGCAGCUCGGCCCUGGGAAGCUCCUCUGCUUUUGCCAGUUCGUCCUCUGCUCUGGGGAGCUCUUCGUCUGCUCUCGGUAGUUCAUCGUCUCCUUUUGGCAGCUCAUCGUCGGCCCUCGGCAGCGGCAUUGGUAGCAGCAGCUACAGGUCAAGCAGCGGCCUGUUUAGUGGCAUUGGUUCUGGGUCGGGCACAACAUCGUCGGGCAUCAGCAGCGGCAUCGGCGCCGGCACCACGUCCGGAUCCGGCAGCUCCCUGUUCAGUGGCAUCGGAUCCGGCACGGGGACGUACAGCUCGCCGUCCCGGCUGAGCAGCAGCACCGCCUCGGGGGGAUCGAGCAGCAGCGGCUCGACGAUUCGGCCGGGCCGGUCCGGCUGGGUGCCUUUGCUACCGUCGAGCUCCACGACCAGCAGCCUGUCCACGACCACCGGUCUCGGGACGGGCUCCGGCUCCGGUUACAGCGCCAGCCGGCUGGGGCUCGGGUUGUCGUCGUCGUCUGCGUCGGCGUCGGCGUCAUCGUCGUCUCCACUGCGCAGCUCCUCCACCUACGGGUCCGGGUCUGGAUCCGGUGCCACCAGCAGCAGCAGCUGGGUCCCCAGUCUCAGCAGCACGUCCACCAGCAGCAGCAGCAGCAGCAGCAUCGGCACGAGCUCGUCGACGAGCGGCAGCGGCUCGUCGUCUCUGAGCUCGCCGUAUGGCUUGCAGGGCUACGGGUCCAACACGGGGACCUCUCUGCUCAACGCGUACGGCGUCGGCGGUCCCUUGUCGAGCAUUCCCACGAGCACCGGAUCGGCCACCGGGGGUGGUGUUCCGUACAGCUUAGACUAUGCGGGCCCGAGCUACAGUUUUUCCAGCUCGGGCUUGGGCUCUGGGACACUCACGGGCUACGGGUCCAGUUCCUAUGCGGGCUACGGCUCGAGUUCGAGUGGCUAUGGCAGUUACAGUGGAAGUGGCAGUGGUAGUGGCAGCAGCAGCAGCACCACUACCGGCAAGAAGAAUUGGUGGGAUAUUUAA